GAUGGACCAGUGCUGUAGCAUAGUGGAGAGUACACCCACCUCUUCUUCUGGCCUUUUAAAGUAUACCGGCUUAUCAGCCAUAAAACACUGGAAUAUAUGGGAGGGCAUACCUACUUCUUCCUCGGGAACUCACCCAUCUACAUAGUAGUACGCCCACCUCAUCCACUACACCACUGGAUCAGGUACUGACUUGAUAUGAGCCCUGAACUGGCCAUUGCAUGUUUAUCUAGUAAUGAGAUUUUGAACAUGCAGCCUGUGUCACCUUUGAUAUGUUAUGCUUAAAUUGUCCAUAUUCUUAAACACAGGAAAUAUGACUGUUUAGGGGGAUGUGCGUGUAGGGGGAGGCUGAAUAGAGGCACACGGCUCAUCUUUACCCCUGGGCACCCUAGCAGGGUAACCCACCCUGUUGCAAGUAUCUAAAAUAGCUGCUAUCAAAAUAGUGGCCUCUGCAUACUUUGAUUUAAUUCCUAGGCUUUAUUUCCGUGCUUAAACAUCUUACAGGAAACAGGGGGAACUUCAAAAUAAAAAUGCGGUCACAUGAGGACACAUAGCAUGUUACUGAGUUAGUGGAAGCUGAUGGGAAUAUGUUUGUUUAAGCAAUCAGAGUGUAUUUUAAAUGGAUGAUUAACCAUGAUAUUUAAAACUGAUGGGGAAACAUGUUUAUUAAAAAGCCAAACUUCAUGUGCUGGACACAUAUUAGCUCUAAUAAUACGAUCCAAAAUUAUGAUAAAGCGAAUAAAGUCCACGCUAAAAUAAAGAGAAGUGACAUUUAGUGUUUUCCAUACUAGUUUUAGGGUAACUGUCUUGCCAGUUAGUCUCCGCCCCUCCUAUGAGUGUGUGUGUAGUUGACCAAAAACUUGCAUGAUACGACUCGACUGUGAGAAUUUUGGCUGCUUUAUCUACCACAGUUGAACACAAUCCAACAUCUACCAAGGCCUGAAUUUUAAAAGUUUGGCUCUCUGCGUCGAACAGAAUGUCUAAAAGUGAAACAGAAGAGAUGAUAGAGAUCGAGAUCGAUGAACGGGAGAAACAGGCGUGCCUGGAGGAAGGGGUCGAGGAGCAGACCAUCACUGCAUCAGAUCUGAUUCAACAAGACAUCGACAUCAAUGAGCCCAUUGGCAAUUUGAAGAAGCUCUUGGAGCCUCGUAUCCAAAUAUCACUGGACGCAUAUGACAUCUGCUUGCAGGACAUCCAGCUUCACCCUGACCACAGCCUCUUUGAUCAAGGCGUAAAGACAGAUGGCACUGUGCAGCUCAGCCUGCAAAUUAUAACCAAACCAGGUGAGGAGAAGCUAAACAUUUUGGAAAUUGUGAAGCCAGUAGAAACAGUGGAGGUGGUGAUUGAUCCAGAUGCAGCAGGAGAGGAGGGAGCACUGGUGGAAGAGGGUCAGCUCAUCGCUGUGGAGCGAUCUGGCCUUUCUGAUGAGACCUCCGAGCAGGUUACACGCUGGGCCGCAGCACUUGAAGGCUACCGCAAAGAGCAGGUCCGGCUGGGCAUACCAUACGAUCCUGUGCUCUGGACGGCUGAUCAGGUGAUCCACUGGGCUGUGUGGGUGAUGAAGGAGUUUAACAUCGAUGAGAUGGAAAUAGGCAGCAUUCACAUUCCAGGUCGAGAUCUCUGCUCAUUCAGCCAGGAAGAGUUCCUACAUAAAGUGCCCAAUGGAGAGAUACUCUGGAGUCACCUGGAGCUCCUGCGUAAAUAUGUGUUGGCAAGCCAGGACCAGUCCGGAGGGGACGCCACUGUCACCAUCGAUCAACCUGUGCAGAUAAUCCCGGCCCAAGUGAGCACACCCACUGCCAUCAAGGUGUUGAAGCAGAACCGUGGCCCCAGAGCUCCCCGAAUUUCAGGAGGAGAGGAGCGCAGCUCGCCUGGCAACCGCACAGGAAACAAUGGUCAGAUCCAGUUGUGGCAGUUCCUGCUGGAGCUGCUGACAGACAAGGACGCACGGGACUGCAUCUCUUGGGUGGGCGAGGACGGCGAGUUCAAACUCAACCAGCCAGAGCUUGUUGCCCAGAAAUGGGGCCAGCGCAAGAACAAGCCUACGAUGAACUACGAGAAACUCAGCAGAGCCCUGAGGUAUUACUACGACGGGGACAUGAUCAGCAAGGUGCAGGGCAAGCGCUUUGUCUACAAGUUUGUGUGUGACCUGAGAACUCUGAUCGGCUACAGCGCUGCUGAGCUCAACAACCUGGUGACCGAGUGCGAACAGAAGAAACUGGCCCGCAUGCAGAUGCACGGCAUCGGUCAGCCCAUCACUACAGUGACGCUGGCCACCACAACACUAGACAAAGACAGUUGAAGGAGGCUGUGGCAAAGCGCCGUCCAGCUGCCAAAGUUUGCUCUCCACCACUGAUUGGAAAUCAACUCUGUUCUCUUCUUUUGACACAGCUGUGUUUAUCAGGCACAGGAAUGCAAGACUGACCCCGAUCAGUACGGAUUAACAACUCUGUUAUUGUCUUUACAAGUUAGACUGAGGCAGGUUAAAAGUUUUAUCUUUUCUUUAACUCUAACCAAGAGACGUGUGUUCAGGAUGAGGAGACAAAUGUCUGCGUGAUUACUGAGAUGUGCUGUUGUUGUGUGCAUGUGACUGAAUGCUUGAAUGUCUGACUGAGCUGUGAGCUUUGUGUAAUGCGUUCCUCGUCUGUAGUUUAGGAUCAUUUCCACUGUAUAUACCGGUACUUCAUGUUUUUGAUAGCCACAAGGACAAGUGUAUUUUCAUAUUUUCCAUUUAUAGAGGAUCUGUUUUGUAUUUUAUUUAGUGUUUGUUCCCUGAAUUGUUGGACCCUUUUUUGUCCACUAGAGGGAAUAAAGUGGCAAGCAUUUUUCUUAA
Epinephelus lanceolatus (giant grouper) is the source of this 2830-nucleotide messenger RNA. It is a transcript of the gene gabpa, whose product is annotated as GA binding protein transcription factor subunit alpha. Gene Ontology annotation, cellular component: nucleus. Lineage: Eukaryota; Metazoa; Chordata; Actinopteri; Perciformes; Serranidae. Gene Ontology annotation, molecular function: DNA-binding transcription factor activity, RNA polymerase II-specific; sequence-specific DNA binding. The record is from RefSeq and is a predicted model, not a curated record. Gene Ontology annotation, biological process: cell differentiation; regulation of transcription by RNA polymerase II.